This is a messenger RNA of Rhopalosiphum padi (bird cherry-oat aphid), 10233 nucleotides long. RefSeq names its product ras-related protein Rap-2b-like. Lineage: Eukaryota; Metazoa; Arthropoda; Insecta; Hemiptera; Aphididae. The record is from RefSeq and is a predicted model, not a curated record. Gene Ontology annotation, molecular function: GTP binding; GTPase activity. The transcript is spliced from 4 exons. The coding region runs from base 745 to 1638 and encodes 297 amino acids.
UCCCCAGUCGCCCCGUGCAGACCCUUCUCGUGGCGUACGCGAAACGGCAUCGCACUCUAUGUCCGCGAUCACGGGGACGAGAAGUUUGACCCCGUUAAGUCGGUUUCGCGUCUCUGACACCUGUUGAGUACAGUUGUAAUACGCGACCGCGGCGUGUAUUCGGCAGGUAAUUAUUAUUGUAUCCGCUCAUUACUCGUGUGCACGCGUUCGUGUCGUACAGUACGACGGCAUAAAUAGAAAAAAAAAAAAAAAACUAUUAUCAUAACAUCGUUUGUAAAUAACAAAUAAAUAUAGAGAGGACGGAUAUUGUAUUUUAUAUUCGCGACGACGAUGACGAGUGCGUGGCCGUCAUGUGUGUAGUUGCGGAUCGAGUGUACUGUUGUUGGAUAUCGUCGUGUCGUGUUUUUUUUUAAAAUUAUUUUUCAAAAACCACUAGUUCACUGCAAUAAUUGAUAAUAUAAAAUAAUUUUGAUUUUAUAUGAUAUUAUCGUGCGUGUUCGUGUCAUGUCAUAUAAUUAAUGUGUAUCAAAAACGCGCCGUUUCGCAGCUCAGUUAUCGAAUGUAAUAGUUUGUUUCAACCGCUACGUAAUAUAAUAUUCGUCGUCGGUCCGGUCCAGUGCAGUUCGGCGGAGUUUCAAAUCGCGAAAUAGUUUCGUAUACGCGACCACUUUUGGUUUCCGGACACCUCAACGUCGGUUUAUAAUAUAAUAUUGUACACACCGGUCGAACAAGCAGCAACAAAAAAUGCCUCGAGACGGAGCCAAAGGCAAACACCAAUUUAAACGGCGAUUCAGUCUGCAGCCAUCAUCGUUUUUCCGCGAUGAUUCAUUGUCGUCAAACCACUCGUUAAACAGUGGUAGCGUUGAGGGCGGUCACGACCAGCUGCAACCACCAUCGUCGUCGUCCGACCCGGCCGACGUAACGCGGCACAAGAUCGUAGUGAUGGGUGCAGCGCGAGUAGGCAAGUCGUCGCUGAUCACACAGUUCCUGUACCGGAAGUUUUCGUCCAAGUAUAAGCGGACUGUGGAGGAAAUGCACCAUGGCCAGUUCACGGUGGAGGGCGUGAAGAUCGACUUGGAUAUACUGGACACUUCCGGCGCAUACGAGUUUCCCGCAAUGCGCGCCCUGUCCAUUUCGUCGGCAGAUGCUUUCGUGUUGGUCUACUCUGUCACCGAUCCUGAUUCGUUCCAACAAGCAGCCGCCAUCAGAGACCAAAUCAUCGAGACCAAGCACACGGCAGAUGUACCGAUCGUCGUGGUGGGCAAUAAGCUCGACUUGGCUAAUUCCGACCGAAAGGUACCGUACGAGGAGACGUCGUGCCUGGUGGAAGUGGACUGGGAAAACGGUUUCGUGGAAACGUCUGCAAAGGACAACAUAAACGUGGGUGAAGUUUUCAAGGAACUAUUGAACCAGGCGAAGAUCAAGUACGACCUAGGACCGUCGUUGCGGCGGAACUCGGCGCGAAGACAAUCAUUGCCGUCCGGCGGCGGUUCGGGACAGGGGUCGAUGGUGCCCACGCCGGCGCAACUUGCGCACCUGCAGAAAAAGGCGAGCGGCAAAGACGAUGGCGGUGGCGGCAGCGGCGGCGGCGGUGGAGGCGGUGGUAGAUCGAAACGCAACUCGUGUUCGAUAUCGUAAAAAGAAAAUUAAAAACAAAAACAAAAACAUCAAACGAAAAAUAAUAACUACCACUACUAUGUACAAGGCGUGUAGGAAUAUUCGCAUAUGCCUAACUACGACUGCGCAUUCUACUGCAAAUACUCAUAUACCACCCCACCAUUGAAUACAUAUUACAUAAUUAUUAAUUAUAUAUCUAUGAUUCCAACUACAAUUACUAAUUACUACUAUUACCAUUACUACUUCUGAAUUCUGACUGUACAUACUUCUACUUUUAUAGGUACUACUACUGCUGGUACUACUGCUGAUGCUCCUGGUGCUCCUGACAGUGGCAGUCAAAUGAUUUUUUCAUGGGGUGUGGGGGAGUGUGACAUAAAAAAUAAAACAAAAUUUAAUACUUUAACAUUAUAGUACAAUAUUAUACAUACAUUUAAUUAUUAUAAAUAUUAAUGAAAAAAAUCAUGGGGGAGAUCUAUCCCCUCACCCUCCCCCCCUCUCGCGGUUUGACCUCCACUAGCUCCUGGGAUAAUUAGCUAUAGUUACUAAUAGCGGUGCAAACACGCCUCGCCACGUUGAAAUUCUAAAUAAAUGAAAAUUUUUGGAUAAUAUUUUAAACGAACGUGGAAAACAACUAAAUAGAAAAAAACACAUGAAAUGAAUACGACGUAGGCACCAAAAUUAGGAAAUUUCAUCGUAUAGAUGGUAAUAACUGCAUGUCGAAUGUCAGUAUCGCUAUACACAUUUAAACAAUAUUGCGUGUACAGUAUUUUAUUAGUAUUCUAAUUACACCGUUGCAGAUGGAUAUUUUUCCGUUGUUAUACUUGACGUUUUACUUGGCUUAUUUAAAUUAAUUAUAAAUAUCGUAUACCUAACUCGUUUGACUUAUUAUAGACUAUUUAACCGUUUUAAAUGUUUAUGAUUUAUUUAUUUGAUAUAGUAAAUAUCUAAAUAUCUUAUAUGUUAGCCGUGUAAUAUAUCGUGUUUAUAACUAAUUCAAGGGCGAGGAGUGUUAAGGAGUCUAAUACUAUUUGUAUAUAAACGAAACCCAUAUUACACCUAAGUACGGGAAAGAAUAAGACACUUCGCGGUUCGUGUUAACGGCGAUAGGAAUACACAAUAGAAAUUAGACAUCCACGUGUCUUCGAUUUUUCGAGACAAAACACCAGCGCCUUUUGGAUUUUUCCUAUGGAUCGAAAGAUUAACACGAAAAAACAUAUAUGUGUAUAUACGUUGGUCGGCUAGCGGGUAUAAACUACCAGUAAAAAUCACUCUCUCUCUCUCUCUCUCUCUAAACGACAUUUCAGCUGGGUUUUUACACAUAUAUAUAAUAUAUAAAGUAUACACAUUGUAUUGUUCAAACUUCGUUUGCGGCUAUACCGCGAGUGUGAGCACAUAUAGCGAACUCGCGAUAGCUUCCGGAUUGUUGUGGAGAGAGAGAAAGAGAGAGGGAAAAAGAAAAAAGGAAAUUCUCUUUAUCUCAUCCGCGCAGAUGGUUUUUACGUGUACGCAGACUUACCUGAAAAGGAUUUCCUGUCUGGAAGUUUUCAGAGUUAACACAACUUGUAAACUGUAAAUUGGUCUCAAAAUCGGCACGAUUGCAGCUUCUGUAGCGUCGUCACUCUAUCGAGUCGGCAAAUUUCAUUUACGUAUAUAUAUAUAUAUAUAUAGUAUUAUAUACACCGCGUCGGCAGGAAGGUUUUAACGUCGCGCGUUCGUCCUCGUCGACAACCGUUACUGUUUCGUGAUAGAGAUACAUUAAUCUAUGUGUAAUUUGUUUUCAAUGUUUUAAAAAUGUAAGAUAUGGAUACGUUAUAUAACCCUGUAUAUUUAAGAAAAUUUAAAAGUCGAUUUAAUAUAAUACGAUUUCCGCGCUACACUAGUUUUCUAUAGAAUGCUGAAUGAUGAAUUUUUAAUAUCAAUAAUAAUAUUGUAUUAUGCUAUGUACAUUUAUCUAAAAUUUAAAAAGUAAGUAAUUAUUUUAAUGAUUCCCAAUGCAAAUUUCAAAUUACCAUAAUACGACUAGAUAUAGUUAUUGGGCGGUCGGUGGUAGGUAACAUAAUAUAGAGAGAAAAAUAACUUUAACCGAUUAAAUUAAAUGUUAUUAAAAAUGUUUGGUUCGAAUGCUCGCGAUAAAGUACCAAAAGUUUAAAUGACUAUAUUGAGCGUUAUUGUACAUUAAAGAUGACGUUGAAAUCAUUUACUCUGUUAUUAUUAAACUCGUAGGUAACGAUAUUGGCUGUAUUUUUUUGCUAUUUCAAUUAUAAAGUGAGUUUUAACUUAUAAGACAGAGACAAAAAAUACAGGAAUAACUCUUAAAAGUCCUCUUAAAAGGACGCCUCGCCCGCGUAUGUUUUUUCCAUCUUAAAAGUCUUACAGACGUACAACAAAGUACACUUAUCGUUCACAAUGAUCCACUUUACUCUGUUAUUUUUAAAUUUGUCGUGAAUUGACUUAUUAUAAAAUUUAAAUGCAAGAUUAUUAUUUAGGAUACCUCGGAAGCUUUUAUUAAAAUUUUAAUUUUGAAUCAAGUUUUGAUUAUUUUACGAAAAAUGUACUGUAGGUGUGGCGUCAAAAGUCUUAUCUAUAUGUUUUAUUGGUUGUGAUAUACUUCAGUGUGAAUAUGCAUGUAAUUAACAUAAUAAUAUAUUUAUUGUUGGAUGUAUGUGAUGUAAAAUUAAUAAUUACAUUAAAAUCUAUGACUCCAACUCGUUUUUUUUUAAAGGUGGGUAAAAUAAUGAGAAUAAUGUCAAUAAUGACACAAAAUGUAUUGUGUAAAUCUAUAUGUACACUAUUGAGAUACACAAUAUACUUAGAAUUCCGAAACAAAUUAAAAUUCGAUAUUUCUAUAGAGUGCCAUCGUAUCUGUCCUCAUUUGCUCGCCUACCUUAUUUACUUAUCAAAACAAUGUACUUCCUAAAAAAUAAUUUCCAGUGUAUUAAUAUUUGAAUAAGUACUGCGAUGAAAAUAGCUAAUUUGCCAGCUUUUAAAAUACAAAAUUGGUUUUUUUUAAGCUAUUUAGAUUUUUAAAUUAUUAUUAUUUACACAGCUUUUAUUUUGAACUUAAGUAAACCAAAGACUAUAGAAUCUAAACAUGAACCAUAUAAUUAAUACUUGUGGCUCUAAAACACGCAAUAAUUAUUGAAAAUUAUAUUUCACUGUGAUAUAUUGAUAAGAAAAAAAUUUUAAUGAUAAGUACAAAUACUGUGGAGGCGAAUGGCGAUAGACCCUUCAUACAAAGAACAGCCAUAACAAGUUUCCAUCAAAAAUGUACCUUUCACUUUUCCACCAAUACCCAUUUCGACAAAUAAGAUAUUAACUAAUUCCCGUUUCCACCGUAAAAUCUUUAUACCGCCGAUUAAAAUACAUGUAUUAUAUUUUUUUUUCAGUUUAAACUGUUUUAAGUACUUUGUUUAAUUUAGAUUCUGAAAAAAUUUUUCUCAAAAAUUAAAAACUUUUGAAAGCUGUUAUACAGUAAGGUUAUUUUAAAAUACAAUAAAAUAUUUAUAAACAGUUGAAAAGCUAAUAAUAAAAACUGUGUACUGUAUAUCAUAUACAUUUAUUUUAAUAUAGGUACCUGCAUAUAAGUACGCCAACAUUAAAUAAAAUUAAAAUCAUGUUGAUAUUGUGAUAAAUAAUAAUAAUCCUAUAACCCUCUGUCAAAAUUGUUAUGACGUUGUUACUUGAUAUUAUCAAAAUAUAUACAUAUUGUGCGCACGGGGGGACACCGGUUGUGCUUGGGCACCCCCAAAAUAUUAUAAAUAAGGCCCUAAAAUUGUAAUCCCAGAAAUGUAAUUUUUUUCUAAAAUAUUUUAAAUUUAUGUACCUAGAAAAAACCUUAUGUUAAAUAGCUAAAUGUUAUACAAAAGUUUAAACUAUAAAUCAUAAAAAAAAAAAUUUAAAUAUCAUGACAAAUGAUAUUAGAUUCAAGGAAAAGGGCCCAAAAAUGCUGUAGAGAUCCCCUGAAAUUCAAGUCUGUGCACACCUAUGAUUGUGACUUGCAUAAGUCGAAACACCUAUUGGAAAGUCAUAAAUCGUCUAAUAGGUAUAUCUGCAGCGUACCUGCGUAGAUGACUCGUUUAACUCCGGAUUAUUAAACACAUUUGGGUAUUAUAUUAAUAAUGAAAACAUUGAAAACUAAUAAAACUAAUCAAAGUUAAGACAUAAUAUUAUAUAAUACAUUAUUCGCAAAUUCGACGCAACGCGUGCCGUAUUAAUUACUCGUAAAUAUUAAUCUGAAUUGUCACUAUGCAGAAUAAUAAAUAAUAAUAAUAAUUAGGUAUUUUAAUAUAAGUGUUAUAGUCGAUUAUAUCAUUACAUUAGACGUAGGUACCCAAGUCGUAUUCCAUAUUAUUAUAUGUUAUAGUAUGUAUACUUUCGUUUAAAAACGUUGAACACAUUACAUAAAGCCACAGAGGAUAGAGGUAUCUAACUACAUACAUACUAUAGACGUGGUAUUAACUAAACGCAUUUAUUUAAACGUAGGUAACCCAUAAAUAUAUAUACCUAUAUAUACCUACGCGAGCGAAUUACGUUCUGCAAAUCUGGUUUUAAACGGUUUUUAUACGAUAAUAAUAAUAUUAUGAUACCUGCUACACCGCUGUUGAAUAAAAAUAUUUGUACAAAUACACGCGUCGUUAUUCGGGCAGUUAUUCGAAUAUCCUAGGCUGCUGCAACUGUAAACGCGGAAAGUCGAAUUAUAAGCAGCAACACAUUUCGCUAUUUUCAGCUGCGACUUUUAUUAAAUCGGCGAAUUACUUUAACUGUGUGUCUGUGUGUUCGCCGGACUCUGGCUGCGCAAUUUACUUGACUAUAAUAUAGUCACUUUUUACCGCGAUACAUGCGCACCUAGUGUGUAUAACUAUAGCAAGUUUAUAAUGAAUUAUUUUUAACAUGACAAAACGGUCGUUGGAAGUAUAUACCUACCUAACCGCAGCCUAUCCGGAAAAGUUUGUUUUAGUUUUUCGCUAUACGAAAUUAUGCGAAAGUGCCUUUAUUAUUUAUUUCAUACUUUUUCUAAUGUACCUCCUACCAACCUACCUAUAUAGUUUGAUCUUGGAAAAAAAAACACUUCGCCGUUCUAUAUAGAUGAUGACGAUAGCAGAACGCUGCAGUAUACCGGCUAAUAAUUAAGCUAUUUAAGUCGAUUUCGGAGUAAAAAUACAAAAAAAAUAUAAAAUAUAUAUCGAGUACUUUUUUUUGAAUUAUAUAUAAUAAUAAUAGUCUAAUACAAUAUAAGUAUCUUGUACAUACCUCCAUAAAUAAUUUAUUUUAAAACUUUAUAACUAUUUAUACUUAAAUACUCCUUUUAUCGUAUUUAUAGGAGUGACUUACACAAAAUGUCUGAUUAUAGCAGACAUGUGAAACUAAACAUAUUGAAUAAGUAAUUGAAAUCAAUAAAUUCUUCCUUUGCGAGUAAAUAAUAUAUUAUAUUAAUAUUAUUGUUAACUAACAGCUAAGAUAUAAGCAUAAAACUUGUCUUUUCACUAAUAUUUGAGAUGAUGGAUGAUUUAUAAUUAUGAGCUGGUAGACUGAAAACGCAAGACGCAGGUACUGAGUACACAGUACACGUAUACCACCUAGUAUCUACCUAUACCUACGUACACUGGCUGUUCAAGGGGGAGGGGGGAAUGAAAAUAAAACCAACCAUCCCCACCCCUUGUACACACCUUGUAGAUGUUAUUGGGUCAGCGAUAUACUAAAUUUAAAAAAACCAAAUCCCAAGGGGGGACGAUCCACCUAUCGCCCCCCUUAUAACCACCACUGCCUACGUAUUUACUGAUGUAUGUUUUCGACGUCGGUAAAAAAUAAAAAUAUAAAAUUACCAGCUAGUCUAGACUCAGGUGACUGCUGACUAGUACUUAAAUAAUAAAACACAUAAAGAUCCGUAAAUAUUUGUCAACCAAAAAAAGUAUGCAGGUUUAUUAUUAAGUUUAAAAUACCAGUGCACUGUACUGUGCAUUUAGAGGGGUCAAAAAUGUCUCCGGUGGAAAAAUUUAAGGGAUUUUCGAAACGGUAAUUUUUACGGUAUUUUUCGUAUGCGGCCAUGCGGGAGUUAUGAAUAUAAUAUGGUAUUUCAAUAUUUAAUUUACCUUGUAUUUGUUUAGCUCUGAGGCAUACAAAUCCUAUAAAUACAACAUACAACACCGAGUCGCGUGACUAUCAUCACUAUCAUACACCUUAUGACUUAUACCUUUCGACAAGGUAUAUCGUCGAAUAAAUAAGCUAAAAUAAUUGAUUUAAUAUAAAUAUAUAAUCAUUUUUACUGGUAAUUCAAAAUGUUUAUUUAAAAAAAUUAAAUCUAGUUUAGUUAAUAAAAAUUGUUUAAUAAAAGUACCUAGCUAUUAUUUUUUAAAUGUUCAAUUUAAAUGUUUGAGUAGAUACUUAGUAAAAAUCAUUUUUUCUUUUAUUAUUGUACUAUAUAUUAUAGAAAUAUUUCGAAAUUAUGAUUUUUUUUAAAUACUCCACUGCGGCACUGCCUGUACUAGAGCAUUACAAGUUUUUAUAUAAUUUAUUAAUUUAUAUGUAUUGUAAAUGUAAAGAUAUUUUCAAUCUUAAUUUUUAAAACAUAUACCUAAAUGUAUAAUAUAGGCAAUAAUAAAAAAAUUGAACACCUUAUAAGUUUUAACUAGGUAUGUCGAUUUUAACAGAAAUAUAGUUUGAAACAAACUAAUUACCAAACAGCCAACUCUGCUACCUAAUCUUACUGUAACCCCUCACUUUCUCUAUAUAGUAUGCAUAGAUAUACAAAUUGUUAUGAGUUUAAUCACCUGUCAAUAUUACUAUACUAUAUACGAACAGUAAUUAGCCAUUAGGACUCGAGUUGUUAUUUUUGAAUUAUUAGAUGGUCGUAAUCGGUAUUAUAUUAUUAGUAUAUAGAAGUGACAUUACAAUAUAAUCACUUACAUCAGUAUCCUCGAAAAUUGGAACAUUAUGGAUUCGGUCUCAUUUGUUUAAAAAUCGAACGAAAAAUUACAUCAAUAAAUCGAUUAGACAUAAAAUAUCAUAAUAUUAUAGUCAGCACAUUAUAAAUACAUAUACAUAUAGGUACCAUGUGUCAACUAACUCACUUUUCAUACUUCAGUGUUCAGUUGUACAUAAUAUUGAAUAUUUCCUACUUCAAACAAGUCCCUAGUAGCACAGUUAAAACGCCGUUCAACCGACAUGUAUGCAAAUAGAUAGGUAUCUAAUAGGUUAUUAGGUAAUAUCUAUACUGUAGAUGGUAUUUAAAUAUUCUCAAUCGAACGUACAGUUAUUAUAAUACCAUGAUUUUGACCAUGUAAAUUUUAAGUUUAUUAGUCACGACUGUACGAUAUUUUUUAAAUGUCGGACUUCUGCAGUAUCGAUUAGUUACUAUUUAAAUAGGUAUCUAUGUACCCGCAUAAACGGCCACACAUCAUGUGAUCACAUAUUGUUUAAAUACAUAUAACAUGGUAUUGUUUUAAUACAUAUUAUAACAUAUUAAUAUAUUAUUAACAUCAUUUUAACCAUGUAAAUAAUUAGACUGACUAUAAAAGAAUGAACUCAGGUAUACCAAAAUAUUGUAUUACCUAAAAAUUGAAAAGGUAAUCUCCAGACAUCCAGUGGUUCUACAUUAAUAACCAUAGUAAGUCUAUAGUAGUCUGUACCUAAAAUAAUAGGUAUAAAAACUGUGCUAAAAAGUAAAAAGGUAUUAUAAAAUUAUUAAUUUUGUUUGUUUUGAUAUAAGUACCUACAGUAUGUUUAAAAUGAUAAAUAAUAUUGUUAUAUGAAGCUUAACAGCUGUAUUAAAUACUGAGUAUAAUUAAAAUAAAUGUAAAUAUUUUAUUUCAAUUAUUGUAAUUACCUCAUGCAGUCAUGCGUAAGACUAUAUCCUAAUGCCUAAUUCUAUCCAAAAUCCAAAGGAAUAAAAUAAAUCAUUACAGGAUUAUUCAUUUUUUUUUUUUUGUCUUCUACAGAUGACUAACAUUCAUAAACCGUAGUCCAUAUUGUAUAGGAAAAUAUUUUUAGUGUAGAACCACUGUUCUAUUUUAAACAAUGCUUAAAUUCAAAGAAUUAAGAUUUUGUGUUUCUAUUUUAAGAGGACACCACACCUGAAUUUUCGUGACCGCUUUAUAGGAUGGUACUAGGUAACGUAUAAAACUACACUGCUGAAUGUUGAUUUGCAAAAUUUUAAUAUUUUAGUGAAAUUAACCAAUUAUUAUAUUAAAGAUAACAACAUUAUCUGUGAUCUGUUGUCGGUUUUGGUGUCUUCUACAUAUUAACUCAUUAAUAAAAAUUGUUUUAUAAAUUUAGCUGCUUGGGAUUUUACCAUCAUAACUAUUUUAGUGAUGUUUUUGUAUUAACAUUAUGCAGCAAGCCUAUGAUAUAAAAUUAGAAAUUAAUUUACACACACAAAUAUAUUAUAAGUAUGAAAAUGAACUUACUUAAAUUAACUCCAAUGAAGACUAUACCUUUGUACUUUUUUAACAAAAAACUGUGUAUUUUAGUGAGUGUUAUAUUAUUAAUUCAAAUUAUAUUAAAUAAAUAUACUUUAACAUUAUUGUUACUCUAUUUCAUAUUUUAUGAAUUAUCAUUAAUUAUAUUACCUAAUUGAAAUAUUUAAAUAAAUAAAUAUGAACAAAAAUUAUAACUAAUAAA